CGCAAAGACGCUCCACCAAAGCCAAAGCCUUUCUCGCCGCGCCGAUGAGAACGACCAAGACAGCACUACCCCGCGACGAAAAUCGACGUAGGAACUCGACCCCUUCCUGCGACAUCUAGCGCGGUGCGCGAAUCGUGGGAAGCCACAAGGAAAUUCCCUUGGAGCGGGAAACACGAUUCGGACUGGCGACAACGAACCCCCCUUUCCCCCUCUCUCGCGCCCGCCGCAGCGCAAGCAACAACCGCAGCCAUGGACAACCACAUCAGCUUCGACAUCAACGAGGCGCUCAAGCACUACAUGAGCGACCCGGCUAGCAUACCGACCCCCGAGGCACACAGCACUCUGUUCGACUGCGAAAACGACCCCGAGGCUUUGACCAACGCCGUCAUAAACCCGGUGCUGAACCCCAUUGUUGAUGCCGUGGCCAACAACCCCGAAGCCAUCACUCGCAGCGCACACUUCGACUCGCUGCAGUUCUUGCUCAAGUACACGGCCUUUCUGCCCGCACACUCGCUGAGCAAGAUUUUCGACCUCAUCACCUCGGGUCUGGCUGCCGAGGCCGAUGCUGUCGCAAACGACAUCGAGUCCGACGAGCAGGACCUGGUCGCCCACCACAAGCAGCUGCUCGAGAUCUACAGCUUCCUGCUGCAAUGGACAAUCUCGUGUGUCGAGACCAAGGCGGCCGAGAAGUCGUCAACCGCCCCCGCCGUCCGUCGCGGUGCCAAGCCCAAGGGCAAGAAGGCCACCGCUGCGGCCGCGGACCAGGACGGGAGCUGGGACUCGGCCAUGCAGCUCCAGACCGCCCUUGAUACCAUGUGCAAGGUCCUGCGGCUCAAACUUUCCAAGAUCUUCUUGACCACGCCUGAAAGGGACACAUUUAUCCUUCUGAUAUGCCGCCCUGUCUAUCUGAUUCUGGAGAGUGAGCAGCGGGUCAAGAGCACACCUAUACGAAUGCACGUCUUCAAGGUGCUCUGCAUGGCCAUCAAACACCAUGGCCACGGCUAUGCCGCGCAGACGUCCAUCGUUCAGAAUCUGACCUACUUUGAGCACCUCGCGGAGCCCAUGGCUGAGUUCUUGCACAUCCUAUCCGAGCAGUAUGACUACGACCAGUUAGCCGCUGAGAUUAUGGUUGAGCUGAGCGGGAGGGCCUUUAGCAGCCAGGACACCAAGGGCCCCAAAUCGGUGUCGACCUUCAUCACCAAACUUUCCGAGUUGGCACCGAGGCUCGUCAUCAAGCAAGUGUCGCAGCUGAUCAAGCAGAUGGACAGCGAGUCUUACACCCUGCGCUGCGCUCUCAUUGAAGUCUGCGGCAACAUGGUAACAUAUCUCAGUAAGCUUGACCAGCGUGGAGAGAACCACAAGACGCAGCUGGAUGCCUUCUUCGGGAUCCUACAAGAACGCUUCUUGGAUGUCAACCCCUACUGCCGUUGCAGGACAAUCCAGGUGUACGUAAAGCUGUGCGAUCUCGAGCACAAAUUCUCGAGGCGGCGGCAGAAGGUGGCCGAGCUGGCAGCGCAAAGCCUCCAGGACAAAAGCAGCAACGUGCGGCGCAACGCCAUCAAGCUACUGGGCUGCCUCAUCAAGACGCAUCCCUUCUCUGCCGUGCACGGCGCGCAGUUGAACCGCACCGAGUGGCAGGCCCGACUAGACCGGGUGCAGUCUGAGCUGGAUGCUCUGAGGCCGCCGGUUGAUGCACCCGGGCUUGACGGCGAAAAGGCAGCAAACACGACGGUGGACACCGCGCUACUCGACGACGCGACUCAGCUGGAGUCCCCGAGUAAAGACGCAGGGCCGAAGCCCAUGUCAGACGAGGAGAAGAUCGAGGCGAUCCGCAAGGCACAGCAUGAGGCAGCAACCAGCGAGGCCAUCAACAACCUGACGCUCCAGAAGAAGUACUACACGGAGGCGCUGCGCUUCAUCAAUGUGAUUCACGACGCCACGGGUACUAUCUGUCAGCUGCUGGGAUCCAAGAACAAGAGCGAGGUGAUCGAAGCCAUGGACUUUUUCGAGAUCGGGGACGCCUACAACAUUGAGGAGAACAAGGUCGGCAUCCGGCGGAUGCUGCGGCUGAUCUGGACCAAGGGCAACAGCGAUGAGGGCAAGGGCGUGCAGACGCACCUGAUUGACUGCUACAAGCGCCUGUUCUUCGAAGCGCCCGGCUCCUUUAGCCCCAACGACGCGGCCAACUACAUCGCGCGCAACAUGAUCAGCCUGACCUUUGGCGCAACCCCGGCCGAGCUGACGUCGCUGGAGCAGCUGCUGGCCACCAUGAUGAAGGCCGGCAUGAUCCAUGAUAUUGUCAUCCAUAAGCUGUGGCAGGUCUACGGCGUGCAGAAGCGUGAAAUUUCACGCACACAGCGCCGCGGCGCUAUCAUUGUGCUGGGCAUGCUGGCAACAGCGAGCCCCGAGAUUGUGGUCGGGGAGAUAGAGGCCAUGUUGCGUACAGGGCUGGGCUCGCUCGGCCGCGCCGAUCUGCAGCUGGCAAAGUUCACCUGCGUCGCCCUGCGCCGCAUCAACCCCACGGGCCGCCAAGCAGCCAAAGACUCUGUCGUAAAGUUUUCGCGCCUACCCAACGACCAUGCCGUCCUCGCGCGCCUGGCCGCAAUCACCGAUGCGCCCUCGGACAGCAACGAGGAGUGGUACGGCCUUGCCGAGCAGGCCAUCAACGCCAUCUACGCUAUAUCCAAGCACCCCGACGUCCUCUGCUCCGAGAUCAUUCGCCACAAGACCAAACAGGUCUUCUCCCAGCAGCUGUCGUCCCGCCCAACCUCGUCUCGAAGCAACGCCGAGGCUGCCCCCGCCGGUGACGAGGCCGAAGCAGCCGAUGGCGUAGUCGAGCAGCCUGCCGGUGAUUCGGCUGCGCCGGACGGCUCUGCAUCCAAGCCCAAGCGCGACAACGCCGUUGUUCUCUCGCAGCUGCUCUUCAUCGUGGGGCACGUGGCCAUCAAGCAGAUCGUGCAUCUCGAGGCCUGCGAGCUCGACUUCAAGCGCCGUAAGCAGGAGAAGGAGAAGAGCGCGGCGGCGGCGGCCGAGGCGGAGGAGGCCGAGUCGCGGCGCACCAGCAAGGCCAGCCGGGUCUCGAUGGCGAGCAAGGCGGGCGGCGUCAAGGACAAACAAAAGGCCGACGAGCCGGCCGACGAGCUGGACCUGAUCGGCGGCACGACCGAGGACGACUUCACCGAGGCCAUGGCGCAUAUACGCGAGCGCGAGCUGCUGUACGGGCCCGCGAGCCUGCUGGCGCUCUUCGGCCCCCUGGUCAGCGAGGUGUGCGCCAACAACACGACGUACCGCAACCGCGGGCUGCAGGCGGCGGCGACGCUGUGCCUGGCCAAGCUCAUGUGCGUGUCGGCCGAGUACUGCGAGAGCAACCUGCCACUCCUCAUCACCAUCAUGGAGCGCUCAGGCGACGCGACGGUGCGCAGCAACGCCGUCAUCGCGCUCGGCGACAUGGCCGUGUGCUUCAACCACCUGAUCGACGAGAACACGGACUUCCUGUACCGCCGCCUCGCGGACCCGGAGCCGUCGGUCAAGCGAACCUGUUUGAUGACGCUCACGUUCCUGAUCCUGGCCGGCCAGGUCAAGGUCAAGGGCCAGCUGGGCGAGAUGGCAAAGUGCCUCGAGGACGAGGACAAGCGCAUCGCGGACCUGGCGCGCAUGUUCUUCACGGAACUGUCGACAAAGGACAACGCCGUGUACAACCACUUUGUCGACAUGUUCAGCCUGCUCAGCGCUGAGCGGGCGCUGGACGAGGAGAGCUUCCGGCGCAUCGUCAAGUUCCUGCUCGGCUUUGUGGAGAAGGACAAGCACGCAAAGCAGCUGGCCGAGAAGCUGGCGGCCCGCCUCGCGCGCUGCGACACGGAGCGCCAGUGGAACGACGUCGCGUUCGCGCUCGGCUUGCUGCAGCACAAGAACGAGGAUAUUGCGAAGCUGGUCUCGGAGGGCUUCAAGAUGGUCCAGGCGACCGCCUAGACUCUGUUUUCUCAGCCCAUCUGGCCUCGAUACCCAAUUAGCGUCUAAUGUCUGGUGGCUUUCUGAAGGGAAAGGCGUUGGGUGGCUUGUUCGUCUGGGGCUUCUCACGGGUGGCUUUUCUCUUUUUGUAUAGGUACAUGAGCGGCUGUGUUCCGGUGGUUUGAUUCUGGUGUAUGAGUCCAUAUGCCUGUCUCUUUUCUUUCGGCGUGAUUUUUUGAUGAGAAUAAUGAUGGAUAGAAUGAGAUGUUUCCCUUUU
This is a messenger RNA of Gaeumannomyces tritici R3-111a-1, 4225 nucleotides long. RefSeq names its product condensin complex subunit 1. Bases 250 to 3969 code for a protein of 1239 amino acids. Gene Ontology annotation, biological process: meiotic chromosome condensation; mitotic chromosome condensation; mitotic cell cycle. Gene Ontology annotation, molecular function: histone binding. NCBI's taxonomy places the organism in Eukaryota, Fungi, Ascomycota, Sordariomycetes, Magnaporthales, Magnaporthaceae. The transcript has 2 exons. Gene Ontology annotation, cellular component: condensed chromosome, centromeric region; nucleus. The record is from RefSeq and is a predicted model, not a curated record.